GCUGCGUGUUCGUUUACAGAGCCUAGUUUUCGGAGGCACUGAUUUGUAGAAUAAACAGGGGAGGGCUUAUUAUCAGUAUGUCAAUCGCGGGAUACUGAUGUUGUCACGCUGGGAUUGUUUUACGUCUUUAGUUGAAUCUGUUGUUAUACCGUGGAAAUAUUACAAACAAUGUUCAGUUCAACAGACAGGAGCCUGUUGCUGUUUGGAUCAUGGUUUCCCGUCAGAGUACAAAGAUGGACUGCUGUGGUCUGCUAACUGCCCAGAAGGAACCAGUUCCUCUGAAGAGUGUGGAGGUGGAGCUGCAGGUGAGGGACCAUGUGGCUACAGUGGUCUCCACCCUGAACUAUGAGAACAAGGAGGACAAACCAGUAGAGGCUGUGUUUGUCUUCCCUCUGCCUGGAGAUGCUGCUGUCUGUCACUUCAGUGCUACGAUCGGACAGACGCAGAUUGUAGCUGAGGUGAAGGAGAAACAGCAGGCUCGUGAGGAGUACGAUGACGCUUUGAGCUCCGGUCAGCAGGCCUUCCUAUUGGAGGAGAGUGAUCAGAGUCCAGAUAUCUUCUCUCUGAGUGUGGGCAGCCUGCCUCCAGGAGAGAGCGCCUCCAUCAGGCUGGAGUACGUCACUGAGCUGGCUGUGCAGGCUGAUGAUGGGCUGAGGUUUUGUCUGCCUGCUGUGCUCAACCCUCGCUACCAGCCUCAGGGCAGUGAAGGUGCCAGUGUUCAGGUGACCUCUGUUCCAGCCUCUCUGGUGCCCUACAGUCUGUCUUUCUCUGCCCGAGUGUCCUCUCCUCGUCCAGUCUCUAAAGUAGAGUCCAACUGUUCCCUGGACCCUCUCCAGUACCUCAACACAGAGCAAACCCAGGCCAUGGUCAAGUUGGCUGCAGGACACAAGUUUGACAGAGACGUUGAGGUGCUGAUUUAUUACAAAGAUGCCCACCAGCCCACUGCUGUGGUGGAGGCAGGACAGGCCUCUGCCAAGCCUGGCUCUCUGAUGGGUGAUCCAGUAGUGAUGCUGAGCCUGUACCCUGAGUUCCCCCAGACUGUCAUGUCUUCACUGGCCUCCUGUGGAGAGUUUGUGUUCUUACUGGAUCGAUCUGGAAGUAUGGAUUGUCCAAUGAACAACAGCAAGAGAGACCAGACUCGCAUUGGCAGUGCCAGGGAUACUCUACUGCUCCUGUUGAAGAGCUUACCAAUGGGCUGCUAUUUCAACAUCUACAGUUUUGGUUCCGAAUAUGAACACAUCUUCCCUGCGAGUGUGGAGUACAGUGAGAAGACAAUGGAAGAGGCUCUGAAGAAAGUUGAGAAGAUGGACGCUGACCUGGGAGGAACAGAGAUCCUGGAGCCCCUCAAACACAUUCACAGCCAGCCCUGCAUUCCCAAUCAACAGAGACAACUGUUUGUCUUCACUGAUGGAGAGGUUUGUAACACCAAAGAAGUCAUCAGUCUGGUGAAGAAGAAUUCAGGCUCCCACAGGUGUUUCUCUUUUGGGAUUGGGGAAGGGGCCAGCUCUGCUCUUAUCAACGGGUUGGCCAAGGAAGGAGGAGGUCACGCUCAGUUCAUCACAGGGGCUGACAGGAUGCAACCCAAAGUGAUGCAGUCGCUGAGAUUUGCUCUGCAGCCAGCCGUGGAGGACAUAUCAGUCACAUGGGAUUUGCCAAAGGGAGUCUCUGUCACUGUCCUCUCUCCACCAAUCACAGCCAUUUUCCAGGGUCAAAGGUCACUGGUUUAUGCCCAGCUCAGUGGACAGAGUUCAGAGGCAGCAGAGGGUUGUGUGAAGGUGAAGUACAGCCUGGCAGGUCAUCCCUCUCAGAACCAGCUCCACUUCAGUCUCACACCUGCACAGGACACUGGAUUAACAGUCCACAGGUUGGCUGCUCGGACUCUGAUUCGCUCCCUGGAGGUGGAAGAGAGAGAGAGCAGAAGAGAGCAAGAUGAAGGAGUGAAGAAGAAGGUGGUGGAGCUCAGUGUCCAAUCAGGAGUGAGCAGCACCUUCACUGCCUUCAUCGCUGUCAACAAAGGGGACGGCGAGACGAUUCAAGGACCUCUGGUGCGCAGAAAUGUUCCAACACCCAAAAUAAUGACCUGUGCGAUGUCCGCCGAGGAGUGUAUGUUGCGCCUUUCUGCUCUACCUGCCAUGGAAGUGAAUGUAAGACAUCGUCCUACUCACCCGGGCAGAAAGAUGAAAUCUGUUGCUGGCAUCUUUGGAAUUUUUAGUAAGAUGAAGAAGAAGCUCUUGGGGAGACCAGCUAAGAUGUCUAACCCGCUUCCUCAGAUACAGUGUUCGCCAAUAGAAAUUGAUCCUGGUACAAAGAUGGCCUGCUGUGGUCUGCUGACUGCCAACAAGGAACCAGUUCCUCUGAAGAGUGUGGAGGUGGAGCUGCAGGUGAGGGACCAUGUGGCUACAGUGGUCUCCACCCUGAACUAUGAGAACAAGGAGGACAAACCAGUAGAGGCUGUGUUUGUCUUCCCUCUGCCUGGAGAUGCUGCUGUCUGUCACUUCAGUGCUACGAUCGGACAGACGCAGAUUGUAGCUGAGGUGAAGGAGAAACAGCAGGCUCGUGAGGAGUACGAUGACGCUUUGAGCUCCGGUCAGCAGGCCUUCCUAUUGGAGGAGAGUGAUCAGAGUCCAGAUAUCUUCUCUCUGAGUGUGGGCAGCCUGCCUCCAGGAGAGAGCGCCUCCAUCAGGCUGGAGUACGUCACUGAGCUGGCUGUGCAGGCUGAUGAUGGGCUGAGGUUUUGUCUGCCUGCUGUGCUCAACCCUCGUUACCAACCUCAGGGCAGUGAAGGUGCCAGUGUUCAGGUGACCUCUGUUCCAGCCUCUCUGGUGCCCUACAGUCUGUCUUUCUCUGCCCGAGUGUCCUCUCCUCGUCCAGUCUCUAAAGUAGAGUCCAACUGUUCCCUGGACCCUCUCCAGUACCUCAACACAGAGCAAACCCAGGCCACGGUCAAGUUGGCUGCAGGACACAAGUUUGACAGAGACGUUGAGGUGCUGAUUUAUUACAAAGAUGCCCACCAGCCCACUGCUGUGGUGGAGGCAGGACAGGCCUCUGCCAAGCCUGGCUCUCUGAUGGGUGAUCCAGUAGUGAUGCUGAGCCUGUACCCUGAGUUCCCCCAGACUGUCAUGUCUUCACUGGCCUCCUGUGGAGAGUUUGUGUUCUUACUGGAUCGAUCUGGAAGUAUGGAUUUUCCAAUGAACAGGAGGAAGAGAGACCAGACUCGCAUUGGCAGUGCCAGGGAUACUCUGCUGCUCCUGUUGAAGAGCUUACCAAUGGGCUGCUAUUUCAACAUCUACAGUUUUGGUACCAGAUAUGAACACAUCUUCCCUAUGAGUGUGAAGUACAGCCAGAAGACCAUGGAAGAAGCUCUGAAGAAAGUUGAAGGGAUGGGUGCUGAUUUGGGGGGAACAGAGAUCCUCAAGGCCCUCCAACAUAUUCACAGCCAGCCCUGCAUUCCUAAUCAACCGAGACAAGUGUUUGUCUUCACUGAUGGAGAGGUGGGGAACACCAAAGAUGUCAUCAGUCUGGUGAAGAAGAAUUCAGGCUCCCACAGGUGUUUCUCUUUUGGGAUUGGGGAAGGGGCCAGCUCUGCUCUUAUCAACGGGUUGGCCAAGGAAGGAGGAGGUCACGCUCAGUUCAUCACAGGGGCUGACAGGAUGCAACCCAAAGUGAUGCAGUCGCUGAGAUUUGCUCUGCAGCCAUCUGUGGUGGACAUAUCAGUCACAUGGGAUUUUCCAAAGGGAAUCUCUGUCACUGUCCUCUCUCCACCAAUCACAGCACUUUUCCACGGUCAAAGGUCACUGGUUUAUGCCCAGCUCAGUGGACAGAGUUCAGCGGCAGCAGAGGGCUGUGUGAAGGUGAAGUACAGCCUGGCAGGUCAUCCCUCUCAGAACCAGCUCCACUUCAGUCUCACACCUGCACAGGACACUGGAUUAACAGUCCACAGGUUGGCUGCUCGGACUCUGAUUCGCUCCCUGGAGAUGGAGGAGAGAGAGAGCAGAAGAGAGCAAGAUGAAGGAGUGAAGAAGAAGGUGGUGGAGCUCAGCGUCCAAUCAGGAGUGAGCAGCACCUUCACUGCCUUCAUCGCUGUCAACAAAGGGGACGGCGAGGCGAUUCAAGGACCUCUGGUGCGCAGAAAUGUUCCAACACCUGGGUGGGCGGGAUAUCAUCAUCUACACGCUGGAUUCAGCAUGAUGCAAGCCAAACCAAGUUGUGGUGCCAGUCCAGCUGGUUUCUUUGCUGGUGGAGCACUAACUCGUAAGGGUUGUGAGCAAAGAGGCUUGACUUCCAUAGGAUUGAGCAUUAACAGUCUUGCAAGUUAUUCUUCACUUACAAUGAUGGCCAAACCAAGUUGUGGUGCCAGUCCAGAUGGUGGAGCAACAAGUCGUAUGGGUCGUGAGCGAAGAGUCUUGACUUCCAGAGAAAGCUGCUCACUCGAACAGCCUCCCAGAGACUCUUUGCUGCAGCUGGUCUCCCUCCAGAAGGCGUCUGGCUGCUGGGAGUUGGAUCCAGCUCUGGCUGCUGCACUGGGAAAGACCAGCGAGGAGGUGGAGAACAAAAAGCCUUCAUCGGUGAACCAGGAAGUGUGGGCCACCAUUCUGGCUCUGAUCUGGCUUCAUGGCUUCAAGAUGGAUGCUCAGGAAGAGUGGAAGCUUCUGGCUAUGAAGGCUGCGUCAUGGCUCCGUGCUCAGAACGCACCAUGUGUGACAGAGUGUGUGGAAGCUGGAAAUGCUCUGUUGGGUUGCAACGUGCAGAAAGAUGCCCUGGGGCUCUGAGGUGUUCAUUAUACUGGCUUCUCUUUCAGGAUUGAUACACAGUAGAAGAUCAACUCCAUCCUCAAGCAUUUACUUUUUUUUAAAUUGCACUUUUGCGCUAUUUACAUUAUAUCAUGCAGCUGCUUGCUCAGGCCCUUGUCAUUUUGCCUUAAGCCUCAAUGUCAGAUUGUACAUUAAGUAGUUGACCUAGGAAAAUCAAACCUUGGAGAAUAUAUGAAUGAAGAGCCUCAUGUGUGAAAGCUCCGUAGGCAUCUUGUCAUACAGAGUGUGAACUAGAUGUAGUGUGAACAUGACAAAGGCACUACUAUGCACCAUGUUAUCACAAACUGACAGGCACAGCAUUUCAAAAUGGGUUGGCUCUGCAAGGACAGUCGGCUGUCAUUUUACAAGUAUUGUUUGUACCCGGACAUGCCAGGAGUUGUGUCCAGUACUAUAUGGUUCCUUGUGGUAUGUUUUUGUUUUUUGUUCCUUGGGUUUUCAUUGGUUUGUACUCUGUAGCUCUCUUGUUGCUACUUUUGUCAGUUUUGGUUUAAUAAAGCUCACUUUUAGUUUCUUAA
Molecule: messenger RNA, 5326 nt
Organism: Acanthopagrus latus (yellowfin seabream)
Lineage: Eukaryota; Metazoa; Chordata; Actinopteri; Spariformes; Sparidae
Product: von Willebrand factor A domain-containing protein 5A-like
Exons: 37
Coding region: 210-4769 (1519 amino acids)
Source: RefSeq, a predicted model, not a curated record